UCCUGCCUUCUGGGCCCAGGAGAGGGGCGCCGUCACCAGGGUCCCCGUCCCCCUUCCCCGCCUCCCUCCAAGGCCCCUUUAAGACCGGGCUGGUCCCCUGCUCUCGGGGUUAACCCCUUUCUGCCCAGGUGGCCCCCCGGGCUCCCGCCGGGGGCGGAGGCAGAGGGGGAGCCGGGGGCGGGGAAAGGGUUGUCCGAAGUCUGGGAGGAGAGGAGGCCGGGGACCGGGGACCGAGAAGGCGGCUGCCGAGGAGCGAAGCCGGCAGAGGGGCCCCGCUGGGCCAGGCGGGCAGUGCCAAAGCCGGGGAGCCCAGGGCUGGGGGGGAGGGCCGGGGACAGCCCGGCCCUGCCCCCUCCCCUGCAGGGCGCCCAGCAACUUCGGAGGAAAGUUUGGCCUCGGUGGCGCGGUGGGGCCGGAGGAUGGGCAGGGCGCUGGCCUGGUGCUUGGUGCUGUGCUGCUGGGGGUGCGCGACCCCCGAGGGAGCAAAGGCUGAGGCUGAUAAUCCCUUUGUGGGGAGUCCAGGGAACAUCACUGGUGCCCGAGGAAUGGUGGGGACCCUUCGGUGUGAGCUCCAGGUUCAGGGGGAGCCCCCGGAGGUGACCUGGCUUCAGAAUGGACAGAUCCUAGAGCUGGCAGACAGCACCCAAACCCAGGUGCCCCUGGGCGAAGACUGGGACGAUGAAUGGAAAGUGGUCAGCCAACUCAGAAUCGCAUCCCUGCAGCUUACAGAUGCUGGACAGUACCAGUGUGCAGUGGCUCUGGGCGGACAGACCUUCAUGUCCCAGCCUGGCUACAUAGGGCUGGAAGGCCUGCCUUACUUCCUGGAAGAGCCGGAAGACAGGAUUGUGACAGCUAACACCCCCUUCAACUUGAGCUGCUGGGCCCAGGGACCCCCAGAACCUGUGAAUCUACUUUGGCUCCAGGAUGCUGUCCCCCUGAGCCUGGACAUGGCCCACAGCCCCCAGCACAACCUGCAUGUCCCAGGCCUGAACAAGACAUCUUCUUUCUCCUGUGAAGCCCAUAAUGCCAAGGGGGUCACCACAUCCCGCACAGCCACCAUCACAGUGCUUCCCCAGCGGCCCCGUGACCUCCACCUGAUUUCCUGCCAACCCACAGAGCUGGAAGUGGCUUGGACCCCAGGCCUGAGUGGCAUCUACCCUCUCACUCAUUGCACCCUACAGGCUGUGCUGUCAGACGACAGGGUGGGUGUCUGGCUGGGAGAGCCGGACCCCCCGGAGGAGCCCCUCAUCUUGCAGGCAUCUGUGCCCCCCCACCAGCUUCGGUUGGGCAGACUCCACCCUCACACCCCUUAUCAUAUCCGGGUGUCCUGCACCAGCAGCCAGGGCCCCUCACCCUGGACCCACUGGCUCCCUGUGGAGACACCAGAGGGAGUGCCCCUGGGUCCCCCUGAGAACGUUAGCGCCAUGCGGAAUGGGAGCCAGGCCCUCGUGUGUUGGCAGGAGCCAAGGGCGCCCCUGCAGGGCACCCUGUUAGGGUACCGGCUGGCGUAUCGAGGCCAGGACACCCCAGAGGUGCUGAUGGAUGUAGGGCUAAAGCAAGAGGUGACCCUGGAACUGCGGGGGGACGGGGCUGUGCCUAACCUGACGGUGUCUGUGGCAGCCUACACCGCUGCUGGGGAUGGGCCCUGGAGCCUCCCUGUGCCCCUGGAACCCUGGCGCCCAGGGCAAGGACAGCCAAUCCACCAGCUGGUGAGUGAACCCCCAGCUCCUGCCUUCUCGUGGCGCUGGUGGUAUGUACUGCUGGGAGCAAUUGUGGCCGCUGCCUGUGUCCUCAUCUUGGCCCUGUUCCUUGUCCACCAGCGAAAGAAGGAGACCCGCUAUGGAGAGGUGUUUGAGCCAACAGGGGAGAGAGGUGAACUCGUAGUCAGGUACCGUGCGCGCAAGUCCUACAGUCGCCGGACCACCGAAGCCACCCUGAACAGCCUGGGCAUCAGCGAGGAGCUGAAGGAGAAGCUGCGGGACGUGAUGGUGGACCGGCAUAAGGUGGCCCUGGGGAAGACCCUGGGAGAAGGGGAGUUCGGAGCUGUGAUGGAGGGCCAGCUCAACCAGGACGACUCCAUCCUCAAGGUGGCUGUGAAGACCAUGAAGAUUGCCAUCUGCACAAGAUCAGAGCUGGAGGAUUUCCUGAGUGAAGCCGUGUGCAUGAAGGAAUUCGACCACCCCAACGUCAUGAGGCUCAUUGGCGUCUGUUUCCAGGGUUCCGAACGAGAAGGCUUUCCAGCACCUGUGGUCAUCUUGCCAUUCAUGAAACAUGGAGACCUGCACAGUUUUCUCCUCUAUUCUCGGCUUGGGGACCAGCCAGUGUUCCUGCCCACUCAGAUGCUGGUGAAGUUCAUGGCAGACAUUGCCAGCGGCAUGGAGUAUCUGAGUACCAAGCGAUUCAUACACCGGGACCUGGCCGCCAGGAACUGCAUGCUGAACGAGAACAUGUCCGUGUGCGUGGCAGACUUUGGGCUCUCUAAGAAGAUCUACAACGGGGACUACUACCGUCAGGGACGCAUUGCCAAGAUGCCCGUCAAGUGGAUCGCCAUCGAGAGCCUGGCUGACCGAGUCUACACCAGCAAGAGCGACGUGUGGUCCUUUGGGGUGACAAUGUGGGAGAUUGCCACGCGGGGUCAGACCCCCUAUCCAGGAGUGGAGAACAGUGAGAUUUAUGACUACCUGCGCCAGGGAAACCGCCUGAAGCAGCCCGUGGACUGUCUGGACGGCCUGUACGCGCUGAUGUCCCGGUGCUGGGAGCUGAACCCUCGAGACCGGCCAAGUUUUACAGAGCUACGGGAAGACCUCGAGAACACGCUGAAGGCCCUGCCCCCUGCCCAGGAACCUGACGAAAUCCUCUAUGUCAACAUGGAUGAAGGCGGAGGUCCUCCUGAACCCCCUGGAGCUGCUGGAGGAGCUGACCCCCCAACCCAGCCUGACCCUAAGGAUUCCUGUAGCUGCCUCACUGCAGCCGAGGUCCAUCCUGCUGGACGCUACGUCCUUUGCCCAUCUACAGCCCCUGGCCCCUCUGCGCCUGCUGACAGGAGCUCUCCGUCACCCCCAGGGCAGGAGGAUGGAGCCUGAGACAAUCCUCCACCUAGAACUCCCUCUCAGGACCCAAGCUAGGCACUGCCACUGGGGGAACCUCACCCCCCACUUUUCCACUCCAGGCCUUAUCCCCAACUGUAGUCCUCUUCCUACCCUUCCCACCCUCAUCCCAGACAGACCCUUCCUUUUCUCUGCACCGUGAAAUCCUCAUCCCUAAGAGGCCAUGGUUGAACUGCAAUCUCUAAGGGCCCACCCUCCCUCCCCCCGAGGUCUGACAUUCCAAGAAUCUAGAUUCCUAUGUUUAAGGAGCCUAGAUUCAAAGAUUCUAGGUCUCAAAGAUGCUAUGAGUCUUGGGUUCUAAGGACCUGAAAUCCAAAGUCUCUAAAUAGUGCUGAGAGUCUGGACAUGUAAAUUCUAAGGCUGUGAGAUUCUGCAGCUUGAGAUUUUAUGGUUCUAAGAUUCUUGAUAAGGCCCCAAGUUAGGUUCUAGAGCUCUAAGAUUCUAGUUUUAGAAUCUAAGUUUCUAUGAGUCUAGAUUUUAUUUUUUUAGAGUUCCAAGUCCUUCAGGUAUAAGACUCUAAAUUCUACAAUUCUAAAGAUUCUAUAAUUCUAGACAUGGUAGUUCUAAGGCCUGUUGUUCUAAAAUUUGAUUGUCUAAGGUUCUUUAAGUCUCAAUCUUCUGGCUAUAAGAAUCUAAACCAUAAGGCUUCAAACUUAUUUUCUUAAGUUCUGAGAUUCUAAAUGAUGGUUGAUUAUAGUUUCUGAGGCUUCAUGAUCACAGAUUCUCUUAUAUGAGAUCCUGGAUCUGAAAGGCAUUAGAUUUUAGAAUCUGCACUCCAAAAAUUCUAAGAUUCUAAAAAUGGAGAUUCUAAGGUCUAAUGUUCUAAAAUGUGUUGUUCUAAAACUUAGUCUAAGAAUCUAAAUUCUCUAUGAUUCUAGAUCAUAUGCUCCAGGAUUCUAGAUUAUUAAACUCUUAAGAUUGUAAUGUCGGCAUAUUUCAAGGCCCUGUAAAGUCCUAUUGGUCUAAGUUUUGGAUCCUAAGCAUCCAAGUUAUAAGGCCCUCACAUUUGUGACUAAGUUCUAAUAAUUUCUAAUGUUGGACACCUCUAGGUUCUGUGCUGCAUUCUACCAUUCUAGGAUUAUAGUUAAAGGUCCAAGAAUACACAUUUCUAAAAUCUUAAGGUUCUAGGCUCUGUAAUUUAAGAUUCAAAUAUUCUUAAGAGUCUAAAAGUCUACAAGUCUAGAACAUUAGGUACAACUGCAACCUUCUAACCAUAUAGUAUUCUGUGUCCCUUCUUCUUAGGCACCUUCUCUUCCUCCUCCCCUCAUAGGAGGUGUGCCCCCUCAAGCCUGUGCAAUGCAUUAGGGAUGCCUCCUUUCCCCCAGGGGAUGGACCAUCUCCUUCCUUUUGGGCCAUGCUGCCCCCUUGAGCCAGUCCCUCAUUCCUAUAGAGUGUGGACUAUGAUGCCUCCAGAGGGGCUCAGAUCACAUAAAAUUUUGUCAAUCACUA
Molecule: messenger RNA, 4556 nt
Organism: Marmota monax (woodchuck)
Lineage: Eukaryota; Metazoa; Chordata; Mammalia; Rodentia; Sciuridae
Gene: Axl
Product: AXL receptor tyrosine kinase
Exons: 20
Coding region: 420-3083 (887 amino acids)
Biological process (GO): platelet activation; cell surface receptor protein tyrosine kinase signaling pathway; multicellular organism development
Cellular component (GO): signaling receptor complex
Molecular function (GO): transmembrane receptor protein tyrosine kinase activity; ATP binding; protein binding
Source: RefSeq, a predicted model, not a curated record